Molecule: messenger RNA, 3334 nt
Organism: Acanthochromis polyacanthus (spiny chromis)
Lineage: Eukaryota; Metazoa; Chordata; Actinopteri; Pomacentridae
Product: butyrophilin subfamily 3 member A3-like
Exons: 5
Coding region: 7-1761 (584 amino acids)
Source: RefSeq, a predicted model, not a curated record
UCCACGAUGGUUUAUGUGAAACUCAGACAGUCUGGUGCAUCCAGUGUUCUGGUUUUCCACAUUGCUGUCAUCCUCACACAGAUGUACUCAUGUAGAGGUGAGUCGCAGGUGAUUGGUCCACUGCAUCCAAUAGUGGCACUGAUUGGUGAGGACAUUAUUCUGCCGUGCUACCUGAAGCCUGUCCUGAAUGCUUUUGCCAUGACUGUGGAGUGGGCGAGGCCUGAUCUGAACCCGAGAUUCGUCCUGGUGUGGAGAGACGGUUUGGAACUCGAGUCUGAAAAGAAUCCACUGUACAGCAGUAGAACGUCACUGUUCACUGAUGAACUGAAGCACGGAAAUAUUUCACUGAAACUCUCCUCAGUGAAACUUUCUGAUCAGGGAACUUACAGCUGCUUCGUUCCAGACUUGGAUAGAGACUCUCGUAUUCAGCUUGUUGCUGGUGCUGCUUCCUCACUGGUGAACAUAUCAGAGAUCAGCAGAAACAGCAGUGCAGUGGAGUUAGAGUGUGAGUCUGCAGGCUGGUAUCCAGAGCCUGAGGUGUUGUGGAUGGACGGUGAGGGAAACCUCCUCUCUGCUGGACCUACAGAGACAGUCAGAGGUCCUGAUGGCCUCUAUGCUGUCAGUAGCAGAGUGACUGUGGAGAAGAGACACAGCAACAAGUUGACCUGCAGAGUCCAGCAGAACAACAUUAAGCAGAACAGAGAGACAUGGAUUCAUGUUCCAGAUGAUUUUGUCACAGAUCCACCUCCUCCCAGUCCCAGUUCCAGUUCAGUUGCUGCCAUCAUCGGUUUGAUUGUUGCCAUCAUGUUAACUCUUGCAGUCGUCUUCUUUGUGUGGAAAUGGAGACAAAUCAAACUGGAGAAGAUGCAGCACCAGAAGACGAACAGCUCUGGAGGAAAUGAUGCUUUAAUAGAGUCUCUGAUUGAAAGAAAGGCAGCAGAAAACGUGGAGCAAAAUCUCAAAAGUGAAAGAACAGGAUCUAACAUUCAGAUAGAAGAUGAAACACACCAGAGUCAAACUAAUAAUCAUCUGAUCCAAACACAAGAAGAAACAGAGAAACAAUCUGGUCAUGAAGGAGCAGAAGUUCAGCCUUCAGUGGACAGGGGAAGACAAAUAGAUCAACCUCUGGAGACCAUGAGUCAUUCAGACAAAGAUCAAGAAGACACAGCAAACAGUGAAAAUAGUCCAGUAGAAAGAGAUGUGAACAAUGAAGGAGAUGAGACUGAAGCUGGAAGAGAAAACACAGACAGUGUGAUGGACGAAGAAAGACAACAAGAGCAGCUCAUAGGAAAAAGAAAUUCAGAAAAUAAUCUGCAGGCACAAGGUGGAGAGAAGAAUCUGCAGGAAGUUCAGUCUGAUCUGAACAAAGAGAUGGAAAAACAGACGUCAAAGCCGCAGGCGAAAGAAAAAGAUGAGGGAGAAUAUGAAAAACGAGUUGCUAGACUGAUGGGAAAGAAGACGAACCAAGAGGAGCAGAUAAAAGAUCUCAAAGAGCAGCUGGAGGAAGUGGAGAGAAAACUUCAGUUAAAGAAGGAAACGGAAGAAACACAGACAGAAGAAGAUGAGAAAGAUCUGGAGAAGAAGAAAGAAGAAGUUCAGAAAAAGCUAGAUAGACUAGAGAAGGCUCUGGAAAAAUCUAUUAAAGAAGCGGAUGUUAUGAUACAGAGGAAAAUGAAAGCAACUAAAGAAAAGGAGGAGAUGAUUAAUAAAUUGGAGAUGAACAGAAGUGAAAAUCAGAGCGAGUCAGAUGAAGAUCUUUGAUGAAACUCAAGUUAAAAUGGAGGGAAACAGGGUUGAUUGUUGUGAACGGGGUUUUCUUGAUGACUGAUUUAGAAUAGAAAUAGAAAAAUUGAAUUUAUUUUUUACAUUAUUUUUUGAAUAUUCUUCAUUUACUGGCCUGUGAAAGAAAAACUGUAAAAACUAAAUUAAAUUUUAAAAAACCCAGCUUAAAUCUGGUGGCAAAAGUUGCAGAAAAAAUAUGCUCAGGAGCACAGUCAAACACUGCAAAUUACAGCAAAUAUCAGUAAAAUAAUGACAUUUUAAGUGGAUUUAUAUUAAUUGAAAGUAUACUUUUACAGUCAUACAUUGAAGAAUAAGUUUGUAAGAACAUUUUUAUGAUGUGGUUAUGUACAGAUUUGGCCAGAUGUCUUUGUUCGUUGGAUUUUUUUUUUUUUUUUUUUACAGCUAACGUGUGAUACAGAAAUAACUCUCUGUAAUUUUACUACUUUUUGUCUGUAAUUUUGCAAUCCUAAUAUGCUUAAUUUUCCUUUCCAAUAACAACAAAUAUCUGUAAAGUAUUGAUAUUUUUGCUGCUUUUAAUACACCAAUUAAGUGUAAUUUUACAGUCAAACAUUGUAAAAUAGAAAAAAAUAUCUGAUUUUGUUUAUGUGGAUGUUAUUUACAGUUUUGAUCUGUUUCUGUACGUUUAACAUAUAAAUUAUUAUAUAUUUUGUGGGGUUUAACUAGAUAAUUGUCCAUCCAUCCAUUCUCUAUACACCACUUUAUCCUCAUUAGGGUCAUGGGGGGUGCUGGAGCCUAUCUCAUCUGACUCGGGCGAAGGCAGUGGACACCCUGGACAGGUCACCAGUCUGUCGCAGGGCCACAUAUACAGACACACAAUCACACUCGCAUUCACACCUACGGGCAAUUUAGAACAACCAAUUAACGUCAGCAUGUGUUUGGACUGUGGGAGGAAGCUGGAGUACCCGGAGAAAACCCACGCAUGAACAGGGAGAACAUGCAAACUCCAUGCAGAAAGAUCCCAUGCUGGGAUUUGAACUGGGGAUCUUCUUGCUGUAAGGCGAAAGUGCUAACCACUAGCCCACUGUGCAGCCCCUAGAUAAUUGUACAAAACAGAAAAUGUUCAAAAAGUACUGUCAUUUUUUCACAGUUUAGAUGUGUUGACAUGUUUUAUUUAAGGAAAAACACAGAAUACUGCCUGCUUGCUUUUCUGAAUGUUGUAGUAAUAUUUGGUUUUAUGAACUGACCCAAAUCGGUCUUUAUCUUGUGUGUAUCAUGCAUGUGUUUUACAUCAAUAAUUUCAGUAUGAAAUCUCAGAGCUCCUUUAUGUUUGACACUUCAGUUCUAUGUUUUUGUUCUUUUUCAUGUCCAUAGUUACAUUUUGUUCCACAUUUUAUGUGCUGUAGAGCUUCAUAUUUCAUAUCCCACAUAACAUGUCCAUUGUAUUUACUCAUAAGAUAUGGCUGCUGUUUUUCUGUAUUUUUCCACUCAUCCCAAAAAGAGAAAGACCGGCAAGUGUUGAUUUGUGUCUAAAUACAAUCUUGACAGCCUGUGACUGAAGAUUUGUGUAUAAAAAAAAUCUACAGAAAUAUAA